This is a messenger RNA of Trichoderma harzianum CBS 226.95, 2586 nucleotides long. RefSeq lists its product as hypothetical. Lineage: Eukaryota; Fungi; Ascomycota; Sordariomycetes; Hypocreales; Hypocreaceae. The record is from RefSeq and is a predicted model, not a curated record. Gene Ontology annotation, biological process: proteolysis. The transcript is spliced from 4 exons. Bases 1 to 2586 code for a protein of 861 amino acids. Gene Ontology annotation, molecular function: serine-type endopeptidase activity.
AUGGACUCAAUUCUUAGACAACGCCAGAUAUUUCUCGAGCAAUUGGGCUACCUGAUCUUGGAGUACGGCCUAGAUCAGGAGUCACUAGACACGGACUUCUUGGGAGUUCAAUUGUUACUCAUCUCGGAAGGGUUGGGAACAGUGAAUCUCGAGGCCCUCGCUAACGAUGACAUACUAGAGUUGAACAAGGUGAUUGAGAAGCUGGUGUCAAUCACAAAGAUUGCAUAUAUUCCACUCUCCUUAGGCAGCAAAGUUCAAACCGAUCUACUGCGCAACAAUCUGGCCGAGUAUUUAAAGUCUUUGGACCACAAUGAGUGCCAAGAGCUCUCGAAAACUUGUGAGGGUCUCGUCAAGGCCCUACAGAUGCACGAGAGCAUGCAAGACAUAUUGGCCAAUCCACCUAAGAGUGAGAAGAUAGAGUACCCAAUGUCUGUAAAAAGGAAGCUGCUCUCAGGCCUGCGGAACGAUUCCAUCUGUGCGUCUUGUGUCGGACUCGAUGAGAGCCAAGGCAGUCCUCAACGGCAUUCGACACGACUAUUGUUGCAGCAAAAGCCACGCGAGGAUAACUGCGAUACCAUAAACUUCAAUGCUAUUAUUGCGCGAAUCCCCCAAGAGGGCUGGAAAGAUGUCGGCCUCAGCGUACCACUGGAGGACUCGGUCGAAUUAUCAGCGGGGAAUGAUUCUUGCAACAGUCCUAACUAUGGGCCAGAAUCAAAUCUAGGCCAAAUAGUGUUUUGUCCCAUCUUGAAAGAUAAUGAUGCUGCUCGUUCCCAUUUCGUUUUCCGUAACGGACAUUUCUCUCGCCUGCCCAAUGUCCAAGCCUUGGAGCAGCAACCUUGCCCAGGCUCUGGCAUUACCCUCACGGCCGUUCUACAACAAUAUACUCUUGAGCUUAAAGACAAGGUCAAACUGGCGCACACGAUAGCGCAAACACUGUGGCAGUUUUAUGAUACCGAGUUGCUAUACCGUAAAUGGGACAGCGACUGCAUCUUGUUCAUGCCCGAAGAGCACGAGGGCGUCCAACGAGUUCCAAUCAAGCCUUAUGUGUCGAUCCAGUUCGAGGCAUCUGAAGAAAAUACAGACGAGUACUUAUCUGAGGCCUUCCUCAUACAUCGAUACCCUCGGAUUCUCGCUUUCGCUAUCAUGCUAGUUGAGAUCGGGCUGGGGAAACCAUUACAGCUCGAGCAGUGCGAUAACCUCGUCGCUCAGUCCAAUACUGAUUUUGAGGCGGCUUUUCUAGGGCUGAAUGAUCUAAAGGAAACCCCUUGGGAGAAUUCCUUAGACAAGAGUGCUUUCAUAAAGGCGAUUGAAAACUGUCUUGAGUACAAAAACUUUGGACCGGUAGAUACCACCUCCGCGGCUGUCCCGAGUCCAGCAGGAAAUCAAGAUGGCCGAAACUCCUUGCAGAUUGACCACACACGUAGAGCUUUUUAUGACAAGGUUGUCUGGCCCUUACAAUGGCUCGCUGAAGUUGGGUUUCCUGGUGAUCAAAGUGGGAGUUACUUGCGCGAGAACCAGAGGUCACUGCAAGUCUCUCGUGCCUCGUCUACUCGGAAAGACCUCGAAGAAGAUAUACAGUUCCCACCGACAGAGUUCCAUGCAAGCAGAUAUAUCAAUCCAAAGGACUGGCUCAGAAACCUAAAAGCUAUCAAUAAGGAAAUACACCCGAAAUUGCAGAACUUAGUUGUUGAUGGACAGGGCGUCCGUGUUGGUGAAAGAGGCAUUCGCGUUGCCAUUUUGGACACAGGAUAUGAUCCAAAGGCUCCACUGCUAGUAGACAAGAGUGUUGCAAGACGCUUCAAAGGAUGGAAGGACUUCGUCUCUGGCUCGGAUGUACCAGUUGACUCCUUUGGCCACGGCACAUUCAUGGCGACCGUCCUCAUUCACUCCGCACCGAUAUCAGAAGUACACGUUGCCCGUGUAGCAGAAAACACAAACAAUCUAGACCAAUGCUCACAUCAAGUUGCAGAGGGCAUUCGAUGGGCGGCAUUCGAGCAAAACGCGGAUGUCAUCUCCAUGUCAUUCGGGUUCCCAGCCUCCGAUGUUGAGGCGUGCAAACGAAUCUCCGAAGCGAUCGAGGAGGUGGAGAUGAAACGAAAUGGACGAAUCAUCUUCCUCGCCAGUGCGGGCAAUUCAGGCGUCUACGAAGAUGAGACGUUCCCAGCGACACAUCAAUCUGUCAUCUCAAUUCGUGCUACUGACUGCUUUGGAAAAUUUAUGAAGACUCAUCCGAGAAAUAGUAGCGGUAAUAGUGUGGUAUUCGGCGCGGUUGGUGAUGAUAUACCGCCACAUCUACGAGAGUUUUACCCAGAAGUCUCUCUGCCAGGGACCUCGGCGGCGACGGCAGUUGCGGCUGACACUGCGGUCAUUAUGCUAGCCUAUGUGCUGAUCCUUCCUCAAUUAUUAAAGAUUGAGAUUCAAGAGCAUAAGUUGAAGCUGUUGUGGACGACGGAGGGAAUGAGGAGAAUGUUUAUGAAAAUGUCAGACGACAUGGGGCAACAGCAGAGGUUCUUAGACCCGGUCAAAUUUUUCUACGACAAGCCAGGUCCCUUUGACAGAUACUGUGCUAUAUACGAUUGCUUAUAG